Molecule: messenger RNA, 1232 nt
Organism: Cimex lectularius (bed bug)
Lineage: Eukaryota; Metazoa; Arthropoda; Insecta; Hemiptera; Cimicidae
Gene: MED7
Product: mediator of RNA polymerase II transcription subunit 7
Exons: 3
Coding region: 285-947 (220 amino acids)
Biological process (GO): regulation of transcription by RNA polymerase II
Cellular component (GO): mediator complex; core mediator complex
Molecular function (GO): transcription coregulator activity
Source: RefSeq, a predicted model, not a curated record
UUUUUUCUUUAGUCGACAAGAUUUUUAACGUUUCUUUUUAUUUUGUUUAAAUCAAUUGUUUUAAGCGUCUACUUCGGAGUACGUACAUUGAUAAAGGUGCGCAGUAAUAUAACCUGACGUGUUACCUUCCGUAGUCCCUUCGCUUUGUCGGUCCGUUUACUAAUUACUUUGUCGCCCCUUUCACUUUGUCGUUCUGUCGGUUUGCGAAUUUCGUCCGAAAACCCAAGAAAAUGCCUUUCCGUCGUUGAUUUAUUUCAGUUUGAUUCGAAGUGAAAACACGACAAAUGGCCAAUAGCGAAACGGCUCAGGUUUGUUCACUUCCUCUUCCUCCUGCCCAGUAUAUAAACAACUACACAGAUGAAAAUAUCAAAAGAGGAAGAGCUCCCAGGCCGCCUCCUCCUAUCCACGAUUCAUAUUCCAUGUUUGGAGUCACCUAUAACGCAGACGAUUCCAUAAUCAGACCGCUUGAAGCCCAGGGUAUUAAACGGCUCUAUCCUCAACAUUUCGAUAGAAGGAGAGAAUUGCGUAAACUGAAUCACUCGUUGCUUGUUAAUUUUCUCGAUUUGAUCGACCUUCUCGUACGAUGCCCCGAAUCGCCUAGAAGGGCGGAAAAGGUAGAAGACCUCAGCCUUCUCUUCAUACACAUACACCAUUUGCUCAACGAAUUCCGACCGCAUCAGGCACGUGAGACACUUCGCGUCAUGAUGGACCUGCAGAAAAGGCAGCGCAUUGAGAUCUCGCAGCGAUUUCAGAAACAUCUCGACAAGGUCAUCGAAAUGCUUCAGCAAGCGCUACAGAAUCUUCCGGACACGUCGGACUUCGAUUCAAAGCUGAUGAUUCCGACCGAAGCGUUUGAAAACCUCGACUCGGCAAAUCACGACUCCUCGAAUGGGGAUACAACUUCUAUACUGGACGAUAUGAUGUGCGAUAUAGUCGAUCAACUCUAAAUCUUAACAAUUAUCAUUUAAUUUAUUUUGUCCAAGAAAAUGCUGCUCCAGUGAUAGAAUUAACUCCAGACGAAACUAAAUAACAACUAUUUGAGUGAAGAUCAAGUAAAUGGUCAUCGGAUGAAGAAAACACUCAAAUCAUGCCUAACUUUCGUCAAAUAAAAAUAAUAAGGUUGAAGUUAACAAUCAUCUUUACAAGCCCUAGAUUGAGAAAUACAUAUUUUAAAUACAAAAGUUUGAAGACAUUAUAAAUGAAUUUUUAUGUAUCUAUAAAUAUAUUUUUUU